UCUGAACCAGGAAGUACUUGUGUCAGCUUUAGCUAACUUGCUAUGGCUAGCAUAGAGGAAUGAAAGUGUGUGACAACAAAGUUUGUCCUAGUUACAUUUAUGAGCUCAGCUAGUGUUCAUAUUUAUUAGACACAUGUCGGGUAACGUCGUGCUUAGCGGGCACUGCUGUCGCUGAUAGGAGAGGAGGGAAAACUGUGUGCCAUCAAAAUGAUUAUUAUACCACUGUCUGAUAGGCAAUGAUAGGCUUGUCAAGUUAUGCAGGGGUUAUGGAAAGUCUAAUGAAUUCUGCUGAAGAGCAGCAACCCUCCUCUCCCCUGACCAACUCUUGGUCCAAAAUACAGGAAUCAAGCAAGAAUCAGAAGCCAAAAGGUGUGGGCGGAUUUGUUUUAGUGCAUGCAGGAGCUGGAUACCAUUCAGAAUCUAAGGCCAAGGAGUACAAGCAUGUGUGCAAAAGAGCCUGCCAGCGAGCUGUGGACCAGCUCAAAGCUGGGGCACUUGCAGUGGAAGCAGUGGCUGCAGCACUGGUUGAACUUGAGGACUCUCCAUUUACAAAUGCUGGCAUGGGCUCCAACCUUAAUUUGUCGGGGGAAAUUGAAUGUGAUGCCAGUAUCAUGGAUGGAAAGUCACUGCAUUUUGGUGCCGUAGGAGCCAUUAGUGGUAUUAAGAACCCAGUCUUAGUUGCAAACCGUCUACUGAGUGAAGCACAGAAAGGGAAACUAUCAGCUGGCAGAAUACCACCCUGCUUUUUAGUGGGGCGAGGAGCACAUGACUGGGCAGUCAGCCAUGGGAUACCACCAUGCCCUUCAGAAAAAAUGGCCACCAAGUUCAGUUUGUCUGCAUACAAGAGGAACAAGCGAAAGAUGGAGCUGGCGGAGAAGAUGGACACAGGACAAAAUCAGACAAAGAAAAGACGACAAUCAAGUGAAAAUGAAAAUGGCUCAGGGUGCCUCGACACAGUCGGAGCUGUUGUGGUCGACCUGGAAGGGAAUGUAGCAGCAGCAGUGUCCAGCGGAGGUCUGGCUAUGAAACAUCCAGGCAGGGUUGGCCAGGCUGCUCAUUAUGGAUGUGGCUGCUGGGCUGAAAAUGCUUGUAAUAUGAACCCUUACUCUACAGCAGUGAGUACCUCAGGCUGUGGAGAGCAUCUGAUUCGCACCAUGUUGGCACGUGAGUGCUCUGCUGCAAUGCAGUCUGAAGAUGCCCACCAAGCACUGCUGGAGGCUAUGCAAAACAAGUUCAUCAGCUCACCCUUUCUGACCAGUGAAGAUCGUGUUCUGGGUGGGGUAAUUGUCUUGCGGUGCUGCAGAUGUGUGGAAGCUCAGCCAUCUCAAAAUAUUCAGGGUAUCUUGGUGGAGUUCCUAUGGAGUCACACCACAGAGAGCAUGUGUGUUGGCUACAUGUCAGCCCAAGACAGCAAAGCAAAGACACAUAUAUCCAGAUUACCACCGGGGACUGUUCCUGGUCAGUCUUUGGCCAUCGAGGGAGGGGUGUGUCGGCUGAUGGGUGUGGUGGAUUGAACCGUGUUCUCCCGUCUUCUGGGCUUCUUCAGCAAUAUUCCAAUUCAGACUCCACACAUGUGCACACACUGGCACUUAGACUCACACAUGCACAGCACCCCUCACCUCCUCACAGCCUUUGUGAUGCCAGGAGUAAUAAGCUUUCACUGUUUUAACAGGUGUCCAGGAAGGAGGGAGUGUUAGCUUCUACUUAGUGCACUUACAGGACUUCCCUUUGCCACUGUCUGCCUCCAGCAUGUACACUAUGCCAACUUUACCCCCGAGCUCUCCAGUGUCACCUGGAUUAGACUUGAUGCACCAUUGCCUUGAUGCACCAUUUUUUCUUUGUUACUCUUUUCCAACUAAAAGUGGCGUCCUUCCUUUUUGUACAUAAGCUCUAAUUUAGGGAAACAGGGUGGAUGUUCAUGUUAUUUUGUAUUACUGAACAGAUGUGACUAUUUUCAAACUUUUAGGAAUUUCAAAUGCAAGACCUUAUUUUGUUCCUAAAAUACUUUUCGAUUUAAAAAAAAAAGAUGUCAUAUUGCACCUUGUGGAAUGCCUGCUACUCAAGGUUAUUGUUUUAAAUGAAGAAUGUAUAGCUGUGAGAGUUGAAUAGUGACGAGAAAAAGCAAUUUGCAGCGUUAACAACUUCCCCAUACUCGCUCACACAUGCUGUUUUUAAUCCUCCAGCUUACUGUACAAUGUAGCAUAAUGUGCAUCUUAGGUCAUGAUGAAUUUUAUAACCAUUUCACUCCUAGAAUGCUUUGCUUUUUGUUUUCAAAUGUGAAUACAUAGCUACUGCAUGUACAAAAUAUACAGUAAGCCAUUUUCUUUUUUUCUGAGUUGAUCAAGAAGGAGGAAGCUAUGCACUUCCAGAGUGAUGCUUAUACAUAUAUAUAGUGCUCAGGUAGCAGCAUUUGACCCUACCGCCAAACACGACUGUUAGUCAUCAUUUAAAAAUCACAAUUUAUAUUUGUACAGUCCCAUUGACAGAGACGUGUAUUUUCUUGCAAAAAGUACAGCUAAAAACUAAUGUAUGCAUCGAAGCCCAUGAAAUGGUGCUGUUGAGAAUUGUACUUGAAAUGAGUAAUUGUCUGAACUGAUGCUUCUGUUGGUCCCAAUGAAACCACAAUAGAGUUUGUUUAUUGUUUACUUGAAAAUGCAACGAAUAUAAAAUGGUAUAAGCUAUAGAGAUCAUAUGUGCACCGCUCUCUACAGUGCUCAGAAAGUCAAUAAAAUCUAUGUUGCUACA
Acanthochromis polyacanthus (spiny chromis) is the source of this 2745-nucleotide messenger RNA. RefSeq names its product taspase, threonine aspartase, 1 (gene tasp1). The transcript has 14 exons. Bases 237 to 1514 code for a protein of 425 amino acids. The record is from RefSeq and is a predicted model, not a curated record. Lineage: Eukaryota; Metazoa; Chordata; Actinopteri; Pomacentridae. Gene Ontology annotation, biological process: protein maturation. Gene Ontology annotation, molecular function: threonine-type endopeptidase activity.